Pseudoliparis swirei is the source of this 1451-nucleotide messenger RNA. Its product is annotated as ubiquitin-like protein 7. Gene Ontology annotation, cellular component: cytosol. Gene Ontology annotation, biological process: ubiquitin-dependent protein catabolic process. The transcript has 11 exons. The coding region runs from base 94 to 1233 and encodes 379 amino acids. The record is from RefSeq and is a predicted model, not a curated record. NCBI's taxonomy places the organism in Eukaryota, Metazoa, Chordata, Actinopteri, Perciformes, Liparidae. Gene Ontology annotation, molecular function: polyubiquitin modification-dependent protein binding.
GGUCGCUUGUUAUACCGUAACACCGGUUUGGAAAUAUCUGCUAACGUCACUUUUCAUGUUUAAAAACCUCCCAAAAAGAUAAACGAGAUUGAGAUGACGUCUUCCGACUGGCACCUGUCCUUGAAGCUGGUGAAUCGGCCCAAAUCCACCUUCCACUUCCCGGACAUGAUGCCAGGCGACGUCCCACCUGGAGGAUACAGGAUCGCGACUGUGAAACAACUCGUGGCAGCACAGAUCCCAAACUUCAUCCCAGACCCCGAACUAAUAGAGCUCGUGCACUGCGGGCGGAAACUUAAGGACGACUUGACUCUGGAUGCCUGUGGGAUUCCAUCGGGAUCCACCUUACACAUCCUCAAAAAGUCUUGGCCAGAGCAAGUGAACAAUUCAGAGCCUGUAAACAGAGCAACUGCAGCCAGGGAGUUCAGGGUGUUUCACGCCGCUCUUCACUCCCUAAACUCCGCCUACAGAGACUCGGUGUACAAGAUGCUGACGAAUAAAGAGUCUUUGGAUCAGAUCAUCGUGGCCACGCCGGGGCUCCGCUCAGACCCAGUUGCUCUCGGCGUGCUGCAAGACAAGGAUCUGUUCGUGCAGUUCACAGACCCGGCCAUGCUGGAUAUAUUGAUCGGUUCCCACCCGGCGCUCGUGAACGCCAUCAUCCUGGUCCUGCACUCGGUGGCGGGCAGCAUACCGGCUCAGUCCAGCGCCAGCUCCUCUCGCAACGUCUCCGCCAGCUCCUACAGCGACAUGCCGGGGGGCUUCAUGUUCGAGGGCAUGUCUGACGACGAGGACGACUUCCAGUCCGGGAGUCCAGCUGGUCCCUCCAGCAGAGCGGGAGGCUCGGCGGGGAUGCGCCCGGUGUCUCUGAGCCACAGCGGGGCGACGGGCCCUCGGCCAAUCACGCAAAGCGAGCUGGCCACGGCGUUGGCCCUCGCCAGCACCCCCGACAGCAGCGCCGUCACCCCGACGACCUCCAGCCAGGCGGACCCCUCCGGGGGCGUCGCCCCGAUGCCGGCGGGGACCCCGGUCAGCAACGACCUCUUCAGCCAGGCUCUGCAGCAAGCUCUGCAAGCCUCCAACAUGUCCGCUCUGCAAGGCCGCUGGCAGUCCCAGAUGCAGCAGCUCAGGGACAUGGGCAUCCAGGACGAGGAUCUGAUGCUGAGGGCGCUGCAGGCCACCGACGGGGACAUCCAGGCGGCCCUGGAGCUCAUAUUCGCCGGAGGCCCCGGACUCUGAGCCCCGGACCCCGCAGACCUUCAUAAAGGAGGCCGAGCAGGAGAGAAGUUCACACAUGAGAAAUGAUGGCGUUUAGACGUACAGUGUUUUUUGACUACGGACCCUGUUUCUGCUAUUUACAUGACGGUAUCAUAUCUGAGUUCCACAAAGUUCAAGACGGCUUUCUGUUGUUGUUGAGACGGGAUGAAUAAUAAAUGUUCUCACGCUCACCUCCUCAA